Molecule: messenger RNA, 1149 nt
Organism: Aphanomyces astaci
Lineage: Eukaryota; Oomycota; Saprolegniomycetes; Saprolegniales; Verrucalvaceae
Exons: 2
Coding region: 1-1149 (382 amino acids)
Source: RefSeq, a predicted model, not a curated record
AUGCUGAAGCUGUUCUGUAUCGCUCUUGGCGAGGAACACCCAAUCCCUGUGGACAUUGCGGAGGCGGAGACCGUGGGGGACCUCAAGGACAAGAUCAAGGGCAAGCAGAUGUACCAGUUCCCAGCGGAUGAGAUGCAGCUCUACCGGGUGAAUGGCCUGAUGCAAGACGAGGCCGGACGUCUUAUGUUGAACGGGACGACCAUCGAUAUGCGAUCGUGUGUUUGGGAGACCUUUGGUGGAGUCAAGGCCAAGAUGCCUGCUGUCUCGUUGAUCUCCGAGUGUUUUCAAGACGUCGAUGUGCGUGUCCGUCGGAUGAUCCAUGUGCUGGUGGUGGCGCCUGUCGCAGUGCCUACGAUGUUGCCGGCGGUGGCGUCGUGUGUGCACUGCACACCGAAGAAGUUCAUCCACUCGAACAUGGGCCAAACGAACGGCCAGGAAAUGCUGACUGCCUUGGACAUUCAGGUGGUCCCCAUGGUUCCGUUCGCUGGGAAUAAUGUCCAAGUUCCGGUGAGCCCAUUCCAGUGGGAAUCCACCGCCGACGAAAGUGGCGCCCCCCUGACUGAGGAACAGCAGCGCCGCCGCCCCGACUUGCUCAUCAUGCGCCCCCACGCCGUGUCGGACGCGAAGUACUUGCCUGGAGUCAAGUUAGUCGUGGAAGUGAAGCGCCAAGUGGCAGACGACGCCGACUACGAGGCGCUGUCGGAGCUGGUCGCUCUGGAUGUGCUGGCUAACGGCUACGUGAUGGCCCUAUUGACCGACUUGAACGAUGAUUGGCGAUUCUUCUGGGUCGCGGACACCCGAGACGACGGGCCUGCCCCCAUCCAGCGCACUAUCAUAAAAAAAGUGUGCAUCACCAAGCCGGAGGUAGCGUUCCAGGUGAUUCAAGCGCUGCUUGUGCUGCCGGAAUGUCGGUCAGAGUUGGACCUCCCCUGCUUCGAACGGCCCAUCAAGAUGCGAAAGCUCAACCCGAUGGCGGCGCCUGGCAGCGGCGAUGGCAGUGAUGAGAUGAUUGGGAUUCGUGAAAGCAUCGAACGAUACUAUGACAUCCAAAGUGAGUUGGGGCCUGACGAGGACAUGGCACGAGCGUUGGCGCAGCAAGUUGUUCGAUCCAUACCUGCAUUUAGCUUGUACCCUGAAUCCAUGGAUUAA